Messenger RNA from Limulus polyphemus (Atlantic horseshoe crab), 3287 nucleotides. RefSeq names its product zinc finger protein 91-like. Gene Ontology annotation, biological process: regulation of immune system process; regulation of cytokine production; negative regulation of transcription by RNA polymerase II. The transcript is spliced from 3 exons. The coding region runs from base 591 to 2960 and encodes 789 amino acids. Lineage: Eukaryota; Metazoa; Arthropoda; Merostomata; Xiphosura; Limulidae. The record is from RefSeq and is a predicted model, not a curated record.
UCUAAGAAACUAUGUAACAUUUUUAAUUUUAUGAGAGUUGUAUGUUAACGGUUUAAUCCUAAAAUUAACGCUUAAUUUAAAAAUUAGUUAAACUUAAAUCAUACUCUACACCUUUUUGCUUAAAAUUACUUUAGACAUAUUACCUUUCACUUUCAGCAUCCUGUUUCUUACGAGUUCCACUUCCAGACUUUCUUAUAGGAUUUAUUCAAAGCUUAAUCAUUUGAUAGUUAUACGUAAUUAAUGGAUAUAUCAUAUGUAAAGUAUGUACUAUUUUGUAAAUACAAAAUUAGGAAAAAACGACCUUUAUAUUCCAGAUAAUUAUAAAAUAACUUUUUAUUUUAACCAACGUUUUGCCUUUGCAGCUUCUUCAGAGUUAGUACAUGCAACUGUUUGAUAUUAGAAUAUUUGUUAAACUAAAAACUGCUUGUAAUGUUAUAUUGUUCGAGUUAAGCUUUGUAAUGAAAAGUUAAAAUAACAUGGGAGGCUGAAAAUGUUAUUUCAGUUAGCUUCAUCAUUCUUUCCUGGCACCUUUAUAGUGUUGAAAACCCAAAGUGUCUUCUGGAAUUGCAAAACUAUGGUAAAAUUAAGCAAUGAAUCCUGAAGCAAAUAUGUCAUUAUCACAAGUGGCUGUCAUGAAUAAGGGUUUCAAGGGAAAUCAGUAUCAACAACCUACAGAAUUUCAGUGUCCUGUAUGCAAGAAAUACUUCAGCAGGAAAUGUACGCUUCAGAUGCAUCUUCUAAUUCAUCAAGAUGUCAAACCACACAUUUGCCCUUUUUGUGGACAAAGCUUUCGUCAGAAGGGAACGCUGAUGAGACACAAAGCAUUACAUAGUAAAACAGCACUUUUUCACUGUGAGCUGUGUAACAAAAAUUACAGACAGAAAAAUGUAUUUCUUCAUCAUUUACGACAUCGGCACAAUGUUGCUACUGAUAGUUUGGAUAGGAGGAGGGAUACCACUCGGCUAGCAGAUAACCAGAGUCUUCUGAAACAGUUGCCCUCCUUUGCUAAGGCUGAUGAUCGUGUGAUCAACAUGUCUGAUAAAACAUUUGAAAACUUGCUUUUGAACUCUUUAGGAACAGAAUCUGUAAAUACAAUGAGACAAAAAUAUAAGAUCUCUUCUAGUUUUCCUAGUUCUACAACAGACCAGUCUUUAAUUGUUGAGCUAACAGGAGUACAAGGUAAUAAAAUGGAAUGGGUUAAUCAUUCUGAAAAUCAGAAUCCUCUUCAUCCUUAUUAUAGCAAUGAUAAUGGUGUCAGUUAUGGUGAAUGUAAGAGAGAUACUUGUGAAAUACCAAAGGUGGAUGUUGCAAUUAGGUGGCAGUGUCAGUAUUGUUCCUUUGAUAUUAGAUUUGACCAUCAGGCUUGCUGGGACCACCUCUCUAUACACCGGAAUGACCGACCUUAUGACUGUUACAGGUGUUUGCAGUUAUUUAGGAAUGAGAAGGAUUGCAAAAGUCACAUGUUAAAUCAUCAUUCAUUACUGAUGAACCAAAUAGAUUCUAAAUUAAGAGCUGACAAAGAACUAGUUUGUGAAGAAUCAGCAAAUUCAGAGCUGUUGAUCUCAGAUGUGGAAUCUGACAUCUCUGUUCAAUCGGGUGUUGUAACUGAGCUCGAAAAAGCAGAUGUUCGACACUCAGAAGUUUCUGAUUCUCUUUAUCUGCAAGACAUGACAUAUACAUGUAUUCCCUGUCAGUUAGAUUUUUCAUGUGAAGAUGAGUUUGAAGUACAUGUAAAAUCUCAUGUUCAGAGCAUUUUGGUCACUGAUGAUGAUGAAUCAGAAAAAAGUUUUGUCAUUCCUGGCAUAUAUGGGAAAUCAGAUCAGCUUUCUCAUGGUUCGGCUCCAAGUUCUGAAAUAUGUUCUGUUAAAUCAUGUGAUUCUGCUACAACUUCCCAAGCUUCUUGUUCACUAUAUUCUCCAAAUUACGAUAGACACGAAAAAGAAAGAGAAGAAUCAGGCUGGUACGAGCAGAAAAAGUCAUUCCUAUGUGAGAAAGAAGGAAAAAAUAUGAAUUUUAAUAAUUGUUUAGGAAUGAGUGAAAAAUUAAAUGUUGCAGAUCCUAAAAAACAAUCUGAGAGAGACAUUUCACAAAGAAACACUAUCAAUGGAGAGACCUGUGAAAGAAAUAAUAAUAACAGUAUGAGAAAUAGUUGCAGAACUAUAGUGAAAACUGUCAUGGCAUUUUUUUGUCCAUACUGUGAUCUUUAUUUUGAUAAGAAAACUAGUUUACAGAAACAUGUUGAUAAGCAUGUGCGACUUUUGGCAGUACAAAUAAUAAAUGGUGUAGCUGUCAACAGAAAGGAAAAGAUUUCCUUUGGAAAAAAUGUAAAAAGGUCCUGUUUGGUUGUCAAGGAAGGAUCAUGUAAGAGAAAUUGCAGUAAGCCACUUGAGAUGUCAGUAUUGCAAAAUAAAGUUAGCUUUAGCAUAGACUCUAAUUGUUCCAAUCAGAAGCAGUUUGUGUGUCAAAAGUGUGGGGAAAAAUUUCAAAAGAAAAAUAAUUAUUUGUAUCAUAAACAAUUGCAUUUUAGAAAAAGAUCAUUUUCCUCUUUUUGUAAAUCUCAAAAAUUUAUAAAAAACAAACAUUUAAAACACACAAGAAACAGACACGUAAAACAGUAUCAGUGUUCGAAAUGCAUGAAAACAUUUUUCUGUUAUAAAAUUAUGAAGCUUCAUCAUAACCAAUGUUUAAACAACUGCCUUGGAAGUUGUUUGGAGAAGUAUGUAGAAAAUCUUUCUCUUCCCGUAGCAGAUCUGACAAAAAAAAAUGAUAAUGUGUCACCUGAUGUAAUUGGUAUAAUCCCUGUUGGUGCCUUGCAGUGUUCUUCUCACACAUUUUCUGAAAAUUUCAAUGCAAAUAACAGGGUAAUUGGAAUUCCUGUUAUUUCUCUUCAGUCUCUACCAGAGCUGGGUUCUCUUCCAUUCAUUGGGAAAAUUUCAUUAAAAAAUCCAACAGCAAAAUAGGAAUGUACUGAGUUUUGUGUUGGCUCUGUUAAUAUAUAUAUAUAUAUAUAUACAAGUCACUAGCUAGUGGAAUAACUUGUAUGAAUUAUGUUGUUUCAGAAUAACCAAACAUCAACUUAUAGCACAACUUAUAUGGCUUCUAAUGUCUUUUGGUUCCUGUGUAGAUUAAUUAUUAGUUGUAUAUUUAUCUUUUGUACAUUUACAGUAUUGAGAUUGUUUGUAGUGUGUUCUUAAUGUUUUGUGUUACAAGUAUGUAUGUUGUUUUUGAAGUUUGACCAUUAGUGUCAAAAAUAAACCCAGAAUAGUAUGGCUUGAUUUUGAAUUUGA